Coregonus clupeaformis (lake whitefish) is the source of this 2174-nucleotide messenger RNA. RefSeq lists its product as uncharacterized. The transcript has 4 exons. The coding region runs from base 404 to 1498 and encodes 364 amino acids. NCBI's taxonomy places the organism in Eukaryota, Metazoa, Chordata, Actinopteri, Salmoniformes, Salmonidae. The record is from RefSeq and is a predicted model, not a curated record.
CUAGCAAAAGCCGCGCUGAUUGGACAGCGAGUUCUGACGUUCCUCUUCAGGAAGUAAACACGAGAGCACAGCUCUUCGGUUUCGAGUUAGCUACAUAGCUGGUAUCAGAUAAGAAAAGUGUGAGAAGGGUAACUUCUAGCGACAUCAACAUACUGCUAAGCCAUCCAAAGUCCAAAGCAAUAUUGAUUUACCUCGCAGCCGUGACUGAAGAUUGGUGACACUGCUGGAAGUAUUUUCAAGCUAUUAGCUAGCUAGUUUACAUUAGCAAGUAGCUAACUAAACUAGUGUGCUGCGACUUGCAUAACAUCGACGGACAACCAUCAUCAACGAUAUUGCUAACUAACGUUAACCCUAACUAAAGGGGUUUCCCCUUUUUCAGUUGUGCUACCGUCGCUGCUCCAAUAUGCCUCGUGAGUGCGCUGUUAAAAUGUGCGAAAACAAACAAAAGACUUGGUCGGCUCUAAUGUUCCACCGAUUUCCAUUGAGUAAUCCGGACCGAUUGAAACUAUGGAUGGUUGCCCUGAACAAAGAUGCUGAUACUCCGACCGAGGACCUCAGAAAGUUACUAGUUUGCUCGGAACAUUUUCUACCGGGGGACUAUUAUGAGAAGUUGGGACAGGACAGACAUACGAGGAUGAGAAUCAUGAAAAGUUUCCUGAAGGAUACAGCGGUGCCAUCAGUGGGCGUUCACACGCCAGGACAACGUGGAAUAAUUGCGGUUGAGACAGGAGACGUGCCUCCAGCUGUAGACAAUCCACCAGGUACAGACUCAGCAUCUCCUCCAACCCCACAACAGAGCUCCACCCAUGGAGGGUCAGGUGUUGCUACGGCUACUGCAGGGUUCGUCUCCCAACUGGGUCUGCAGCUGAACAGUCGUCAACAGACAGCGUCAGGGACAGAGCCUGCUUCAAGCUCUGGGACGUACGUGGCCCUGGCACUUAGGAAGAAUAUUCCCUCUAAGACUACAACGGGGGACGCAUGCAGAAGGAAAAAACCAAAGCCCAACGUUCUUGUGGAGCGCAGGAAGAAAGGCCGAAUGGACACAGCCGUUAAGACGACUGCAGUGAAGGACUGUGCCAGUAUGAGGUCUGCGGAGGCUGCCGGCGACGCUGCCGGUCCCAGUGUCGUCACGCCUUUCACCAGCUACAGCCCCUCCGCCUCCAGCCAGGGAUCCAGCUCUGACACUAGUGUGCCGGGAGAAGAGGAUGGAGGAGGAGGAGGAGGAGGAGGAGGAUGGAGCGAAAGGAAGUGGAUCGUGAACGAGUCGAAACUCAAGGAGCUUUUCCAGACGUGUCACCGGUGUGGAGCUGCCCUGCGCAGCAGGACUAUAACCGCUUUGGGUUACAGCCAAAUCAAAGUGACGUGGUCUUGUCCCGACAAGCACAGAGGAGAGUGGCAGUCAUGUCCUGAUGCCUUUGGUGUUGGUCACUACCUGCAGAUGGUUGGUUACAGAGUGGUGCUGGACUCCAUGAGUAGUCAGUUUUUAAGUCACGACUAAGUACCUACUAUUAGUAUGUCAUCUUCAUCUGGUAAAUAACAGGGUCGUAGGAUCCUUGUAUUAACCAGACUGCUGCCAAUCCGUGUAGCAAAACAGAAUGUAAGCUGGCAGGACUUCAGUAUGGUUAUACCAGGUUGGGUUAUUUCAGUAUGGUUGAACCAGGUUGGGGUAUUUCAGUAUGGUUAUACCAGGUUGGGGUAUUUCAGUAUGGUUAUACCAGGUUGGGGUAUUUCAGUAUGGUUAUACCAGGUUGGGGUAUUUCAGUAUGGUUAUACCAGGUUGGGGUAUUUCAGUAUGGUUGAACCAGGUUGGGGUAUUUCAGUAUGGUUAUACCAGGUUGGGGUAUUUCAGUAUGGUUAUGCCAGGUUGGGGUAUUUCAGUAUGGUUAUACCAGGUUGGGGUAUUUCAGUAUGGUUAUACCAGGUUGGGGUAUUUCAGUAUGGUUAUACCAGGUUGGGGUAUUUCAGUAUGGUUAUACCAGGUUGGGGUAUUUCAGUAUGGUUAUACCAGGUUGGGGUAUUUCAGUAUGGUUAUACCAGGUUGGGGUAUUUCAGUAUGGUUAUACCAGGUUGGGGUACUAGUGGAUUGAAAAAUAAACUGAGGAGGCUUGUGUGUUCUCGGCCGAUAUCUGUUCAGGACAAAAUCAGGUCUAACAUUAAAAUGUUAUUGUCAUUAA